AUCAACUGGAUGAUCGUGACUUAACGGAAGGUUACUUCCAGUAAGAUGGAGCAACGUGUCACACAUCGGCAAGCAGCAUGACAGAAAUUGAGUCUUUCUUCAGCAACAGGAUAAAAAUCCAGAUGAUUUGGACAUAAAAACACAACAAGAUUUACAGCUUUCAUCUCAGUCUGCCCCCACAAGUGGUCUGACACAAAUGGAACCACAUGCUACAUGCGGACACGAGAGCGGGACAACUGUAAGUGAGGAGACUUCAGGUGGUCAAAGCAUUAUGACUGGACGGACUCCCAAAGAAGCAGAAGACUCCCCAGAGACAGACAUCAAGGAAUAUGACGAGAUGUUCAGUUCUGCCAAAAAGCACAUUGAACAUGUGUAUCAACACACUCAUGGGUUCAAAGAGAGCCUGAAGAACGAGAUUGAGAGCGCCAAGGAAGAAAUCCGUGAUUGGUCUGGUGAUCCACUGACAAAACGCUUGUUGUAUUUUAUGCAGGUUGCCUUUGAUUAUUUCAUAAAUUUCUUACUUGAGUCUCUUUCAAAAAAUCUGGGUGAUGUAAAGAAGAUACAGAUAAAGUUUGAGAAGAUACUGCAAGAUAAAAAUCCAGAUGAUUUGGACAUAAAAACACAACAAGAUUUACAGCUUUCAUCUCAGUCUGCCCCCACAAGUGGUCUGACACAAAUGGAACCACAUGCUACAUGCGGACACGAGAGCGGGACAACUGUAAGUGAGGAGACUUCAGGUGGUCAAAGCAUUAUGACUGGACGGACUCCCAAAGAAGCAGAAGACUCCCCAGAGACAAACGUCAAGGAAUAUAACGAGAUGUUCAGUUCUGCCAUAAAGCACAUUGAAUACUUUCUUCAACAUAAUGAAUUGCUCAAAGAGUCCCUGAAGAACAAGAUUGAGACUGUCAAGAGAGAAAUUCAUGAUCAUCCAGCUUACUCACAAACAGAAGACCACUUGCUGUGCAUUCAGGUAACAUAAACUCCUUCUGAGGAAAUCCAGUGAUGGCUAUACUCCUCUUUCACCAGCCAUGCAUGCUAUGGACAUUUGGUGUCUGCUUAUGUAUUGUGACUUUUAGACAGGUACAGAUUCAAAUCAGAGUAGAGCGUUUUCACUCUACUCACACAAAACUGAACAGAUCUGUGGCCAUACUUUGGUCACAUAUGCUUCUUCUUUUCUGGUCUUGUCAUUUCGAAAAUAUUUUGAAAUUUUAAAAUCUCCUUUAAUAUUUCCAUUAAUAAAAGUGCUCUCCAUCUAAUCGAUGCGCCAAGCAGCAGCCCUA
Molecule: messenger RNA, 1280 nt
Organism: Polypterus senegalus (gray bichir)
Lineage: Eukaryota; Metazoa; Chordata; Cladistia; Polypteriformes; Polypteridae
Exons: 6
Coding region: 197-979 (260 amino acids)
Source: RefSeq, a predicted model, not a curated record